Cylicocyclus nassatus is the source of this 1979-nucleotide messenger RNA. The record is from the annotation of a GenBank genome assembly. Lineage: Eukaryota; Metazoa; Nematoda; Chromadorea; Rhabditida; Strongylidae.
GUUAAUUUUCCUGUCUACAAUUUCUUGCAAUUAAAUCUUACGCAAUGAUAAAUUUGCUGGAAGAAAUUAUUUGAUUUAGAUGGUGGAUUAUCUCAAAGAACACAACGUACCACAAUCGUACCGCGACAAAAUUCUAAAAUGGAAUGGAUGGGGCUACGCCGACUCAUACUUCAAAUUGAAUCAAGCUGGACAUGUGACCAUGGCAGGAGACAAGUACGAUAUGUCCGGCCAAGUAAUGCCACAUUUCCGACCAUGGUUCGAAGCGAAUUUAGGCGUUGACGUCGAUUAUAAAACUCCUAGUCAAAAGAUAACGGAUCUGCAAAUUCCUCGUCCAGUAGAAAAUGACGAGAUCUACGACGAAUUGAAAAAAGCAAAUAUUUCAUUCACGAAUGCACCAAGGAUGCGACUUAUGCGAGGACAUGGUCAUACGGUGCACGAUAUAAUGCAUCUCCGACAUGGACGGUUUCCGCGCUUGCCGGAUAUCGUUGUGUGGCCACGUAGCGAAAGUGAUGUACAAAAGAUUAUUGAGUUAGCAAUGAGUACCAACUGUGCAAUCAUCCCAAUUGGAGGCGGAACUUCGGUAUCCAAUGCGCUUGAAUGUCCUGACUAUGAGAAACGAGCAGUGAUCUCUAUGGAUAUGGCUUUGAUGGACAAGAUCAUAUGGAUCGACAAGCAGAAUCUCACUUGUAGAGCACAGGCUGGCAUUAUCGGACAAUCACUUGAGCGUCAGCUCAACGAGAAGGGCUACACUUGUGGUCAUGAACCCGAUUCAAUUGAGUUCUCAACACUAGGAGGUUGGGUCUCAACAAGAGCAAGUGGAAUGAAGAAAAAUAAGUACGGCAAUAUAGAAGACCUUCUUGUACAUGUUAAUUUUGCAACCCCAAAAGGAAUGAUCCACAAACAGUGCCAGGUACCUCGCAUUUCCAGUGGUCCCGAUCUCCACCAUGUUAUCUUGGGAUCCGAAGGCACCCUUGGUGUCGUUACGGAGGUCACCAUCAAAAUCUUCCCAUUGCCUGAAGUGAAGCGACACGGUAGCCUUGUGUUCCCUGAUUUUGAGCAUGGUGUGGAAUUUUUCAGGGAAGUCGCUAGGCAGCGCAUCCAACCAGCUUCCCUGAGACUUGUGGACAACGAACAGUUCAUAAUGGGACAAGCCCUCAAGAUCCAAGCUAAAUCAUAUUGGGAGUCGUUAAAAAGUACAGUCAGCCGAAUGUACGUAACCAAAUGGAAAGGAUUUCAUAUAGAUGAAAUGUGCGCAGCAACAAUCGUUUUCGAAGGAACGGCGGAAGAAGUGGACAAUGAAGAACGUCGACUCUACGCUUUAGCUGAACAAUAUAAAGGCAUUGUAGGCGGUGAAGAAAAUGGAAAGUACGGAUAUCGACUAACGUUUGCAAUAGCCUAUCUACGAGAUCUUGGUAUGGAAUAUGGUGUAUUAGGAGAGUCGUUUGAGACUUCUGUGCCGUGGGACAAGUUGAUCAAACGACAAGCCAAAGCAUUAGGAGUGCAAUAUCCCGUAUUGUCAAGUUGUCGAGUAACGCAAAUAUAUGACGCUGGAGCAUGUGUAUACUUCUACUUCGGAUUCAAUUCUCGUGGACUUGACAACGGCUUGGAAGUGUACGACAAGAUCGAGACAGCUGCUCGUGAUGAGAUCAUCGCUUGUGGAGGCAGUAUUUCGCAUCACCAUGGCGUUGGAAAGCUGAGGAAGCAGUGGAUGCUUACUUCACAGGGAGCUGUUGGAAUUUCUUUGUUGAAAGCUAUAAAAGCGGAACUUGAUCCUGCAAAUAUAUUUGCCAAUGCUAAUCUGAUCGACAUCUUGGGAUCACCGCAUAGCAAACUUUAAAACUUGGUAAUAUAAAGAUAGAUUCCCAAAAUGGUUGUCUGAUUUACUGACCAAAAUGAGUUUGUAUCAUUAUAAACUUACUGUAGAUUUUUCUUCUGUUGGCUUUUCUAUUUUUUCAUCCGACAUAAUUAAUAAAUUCUGG